UUAGCCUGACUAGCCAGCUAACACAAUCCUUUGUAUCGUUCUCCUUAAAUAUUAUUUAUUCUGUUUUCGGCGACAGGUGGUAUGUUGUAUUGAAAAGAAAACACCUCUCAGUGUUUAGGAAACGGUCGAUAAUUACUUUUCCAACCAAAACAGUAACGUUAUGAACGCUGUCAGGAUAAAGUCAACGUAAAGCUGCUGCUAACUGAAAUUAGCAUCGACAAUGUUGCUAUUUAGCGUUGCUACGCCCCUUGGCAUUAUCUUGGCUGGUGUGUUUCUGGGACUGUGCUGAAGUGUCCUUGACUUUCUUCUAGAAGUUUCUUUAUCUGGAACCUGGAGACAUAUUUCCAUGGAUGUAUAAAGAGGAUAUUCCCCACUGGCCUAGAGAUACGACUCUGGGAAAUCAAGUUAAAUUUAAUUUACAUUGCUGGGCGACUGUUCUUCUGUUUUUUUGCACCUUGUGAAAACUUGCUAUAUAUUUUAGUUCAACUCUGACAUGAACUGGGACAAUCAGCUGAGCUCUAUCCUGUCAGUGGCAGAUGGCAGAGUUGCAAAGAUGAGGGAGAGACUGACGUCACCGGGGAAAUUCGCCAAAGGAGGAGAAGAUUUCUUCCCAACAAGGGAGAGGAUUCAUGAUUCAGAUUUGUGCUCUCCUGCUCUUCCUCCUCGAGCCCCCCUUCUCCGACAGCCUUCCCCGUCUCUCAGUCCUACAGUUCAGUGGGCAGACCUAGCUGCUAUCCAGUCACAACUCCAGAUACAGAGCCAGGCGAUUGAGUCUCUCACCCAGAAACUCCGUGACGUGGAAAGAGAGAGACAGUCUCAACAAUGUCACAUCCAGACGCUACAAGAGGAGGUACACGGGCUGCGUGAGGAGCAGAGGCAGAGGGGACAAAGUCCAGGAGCAGAGAGAAGGAUGGAGCAGUGGAGGAGAGAGGUUGGACGUGAGCUGAGCAGUCUGCGGGGACACAUCACCAGAGCCACGUCGCUAGGCAACCUAGAGGAGAGUUUCAGCUCUAAGCUGCACCGAGAGGAGCUGGAGCACCUGCGGAGGGAGGUGGACCUACUGAAGACACAGCUAAGAAGACAGGGGGAGGACGUGUUCCUCCAGCAGGCAGAGGCCAGGAGGCAGUACGAGCACGGCUGCAAGACGCUGGAGGAGCUGACAGACAGCUACAGAUCUCACAGCACUGAGCUGGCAAAGACCGUCUCUCAGUACUCUCACACACAACAAGAGGUCCGCCUGAUCAGAACAACUGUAUCAGAACUGACGGAGGAGGUCAGGAGACUUAUUCUCAAAGAACGUCAACCAACACCUUUGCUGGCAGCGCACACAUCAGGGGCAUCACCGCUCUCGCUCCCUGGCAGCCCCAGUCGAGCGGUCAGAGUUGAGGAGGCGGAUUCUGACUCGGAAGACUUCAGCCCGACCCCGAGCCUGGCUGAGGUCAGCUCCGAUGAUCUGUCAUGGCUUGAGGACAAAGACCCUGCUUUUCAUCAGAAGCCGCGAGUGCGUCUGAGCGUUCAGUCCAGACGGAGCGACUUUGCUGGUCCGGCAUCAGAUCUGGAGGACGAACGAUGAUGAUGAUGAUGGUGGUGAUGACCUCCUUGAUGAAGAUUUGAACCCAGAUUUAGGAUCUGACCUAAGUCUUGAUGACCUCUGACCUUUUUUCGUACGGUGACUGUUCUGUAAUUUGACUUGGGAAGGAUUCAGCAAAAUGAAAACCUUUCUUCCGGCUUCUCCAACACACCACCCGAGAUGUUUUUAAAUUGCUGAGUCGUUUAGAGUUACAGCUCCAUUCUGAAAUACAAAACUUUAAAAAUAGAAAUGGUCAGGGUAAGAGAAACUGCCAUAUGGCUCAUAUCCUUUGUUUUCUCAAGGGUACGGAAACAAAGAACAGAUGACUUGGCAUUACAACAAAUAACAACAAGUACUUAAGUCAUCCUACUUAGUGUUAUUGCUUAAACACACGAUAUGUAUCUGCUGCUUAGAGGUUUCUCAAGCAAAACAAAAGUUUGGUGGCUUCGUGAAGCAGCGUGGGAUAAUGGGAGUUGCGGUCUUCAAAACCAUUUACGUCAUUGCGGUCAGCUUCUCCCGGUUAGUAUUCCUUCAGUGAUCAUCUCCUCCGCUCCGAAACGGGUGAUUCAAACCUGUAAAAGCACUUAAUAAAAGCAGUUUCCCUGAUGCUGUUUGGCAGACGAGAGGUACCGAAGGUGCAGUGAGCAGUGAGUGAGUUAAUAAUAAUACUACUACAUUUAUUUAUGUGCCCACUAAUGUCUGCUCAUCUCGUUUCUCUGAUCACUUAAAAUCCAUGUUCUCAAACGCUGUUCGGCCAAAAAGGAGGCUUUUUCAGCUUCUUUCUCCGACUUAAAUCUUCAUCCGGUUAAAACAUUGAAAUUCCAAAAGUUAAGCUUAAAAUUGGAUUAAAAAAAUAAUAAUAACGGCUCCUGGCAGACAACCACGACGCUGACACAUGCGCCACUAAACAGGCGACCAGGUUACCUUAAUUAAAUGGCAAUUGUUGGAAACAUUUGGGAUAAUGAAAGUACACAAGUCGACGGCAUAUAACAUCGGCCGAGUCGUUUUUAGACAUUUUAAUGUGGAAAAGUAACAUCAUAUACCUUUUUGUUUUAUAGAACUGCUUAUAAUGUGUGAUUCAUGCCAUUGAGGAAACUUUCGUUCCGUCCGGGGAAUUCUCCAAAGCUAUUUUUAAAGUUAUUUGUGAGAAUACCACAAGUGUUACGUGUUAUCAAGUGUUGCUUCUCUUGAUUAUUCUUUAAUCUGGUCCCAUGUGACUCGCACACAAACUCGUGCUCCCACAGUGCGCUGAAACAAACCACCAAAAGAGUCAGCAUUGUUUGCCCUCAGUCUUUGGUAGUUGGUUAAUCCUCUUUAAAUGAUCAGCAGUAACAGUCUCCACAUGUUCAGACCGGUUGGAUGCUGGUAACAAAGUGAAGAGACAAGCAGCUGUUUAAGAUUCUCUGUGAGAGCGUCUCAUUCAGAAACUGUCGUCUUUUUAUAAUCAGCAUUAUUUCUCUCUGUAAGCUUGACUGAUUUAAACCUUUUGCCACAAAAUGUUUGAAUCAGUCGCUCUCCAAGGGAUAGAUUGCUUUCUAUUUUUGCCACACCCUCUGCACCCUCGCUGCGAGUCACUGAAGAUAAAUUAUGGGUCUUGCCAGAGUGAAAGACAGAAGCUCUGUAAUUGGUCCGCUAAACCACAACGUUUGGUUUCAGGCAGAAUAUUUAUAAAUGGUUCCAUUUGGGGUUGUUGGGAUUACAGAUUGUUGGGGUGAGGUUUAGGUCUGCAGGAUCUCUGCCUACAGCGCGAUCCAUAAGAACAUCACUGUGCGUUUUGAAUAGCAAAAUAAGAGCCCACAGUAUGCUUAUAUCUCCUUAAAUUGUUUUCUUUAUUAUUUUAUUUGUUAUAUAACUUUAACUUUAUGAAAGUGCACUUUGAUCCCUUGAUGUACAGUUAUAUAUCAAGAUUCACAGUAAGCUUUAAAGUUGUGUUGAUCAAGUAUUAUAUGUAAGCUACACCCGUCAGUGUAAUGGAUAUUUAAUGGGCUUUUCUUCCUGACACGAUGCACUCUUGCAUCCAGGAGAAAGCUGAUGAGGGAUGGGGUUUUGAUUCCUGGUAAUGCAGGUGAAGUGAAGACGAGGCGAAACCGAAAAUCUAUAAGCAUUACAGAGGCACCAGCAGGUCUUUAUAUACUGACGGCUCCGUUAAGACAGUCGAGACUCCCUUCAUGAGCAAGCUGAUAAAUAUUUCAGCAUCCAGACACCACCCCCUCCCAUAUCGAGGAUCCCAGACCACAGAGCGAGGGGGGGGUGAAAGUGACUACAGACACUUUCCAGUUCAUUAUCAAGACAAAUUGUCUCACUAGUCAAUAUUAAGAAAUAAAAGUCCUUUCAGGAAACGGUAACUGGCACCGAGCAGUACGCAACAGUGUUUAAACAAACUUCAGCUGACCCGCUCUCCUUGUAUCGCUGCUGAGAGUGUGGUUGAAGAGACGUUUAAUGAAGAAAAGGCUCAUUUCUUUGUUAUUGUGGCCAGAUAAUGGCUGAUGAAUCAGACCCUUC
This is a messenger RNA of Cottoperca gobio, 4072 nucleotides long. RefSeq names its product peripheral-type benzodiazepine receptor-associated protein 1. The coding region runs from base 494 to 1573 and encodes 359 amino acids. NCBI's taxonomy places the organism in Eukaryota, Metazoa, Chordata, Actinopteri, Perciformes, Bovichtidae. The transcript has 12 exons. The record is from RefSeq and is a predicted model, not a curated record.